UGGAAAGUACUGUACUAACAACAUUUGAUAAAUUAAAGAGGGAAAUGAUAAUUAGACGAAAAGUGCAUUUAGUUUUAUUACUUUCUGUAAUAUACAUAUAUCAUGUGAUCGCUAUUCCAAACUUAGAUACACGUGCUACAUCGGAACCCACGCCAAAGAUUAUCGGAAUUAAAAAUGAUCAUUAUAUUGAUGAAUUCGGUAGACAGAGAUUCUUUCGUGGACUGAACGUUGUUUAUAAAGGAUUCCCAUACUAUCCUAGAAUUGAUGCAUUUGAUCCUGUAACUUCGUUCACCGAAGAAGAUAUGAAGAUUUUGGCCAGUGUUAAUAUGAAUGUUAUUAGACUUGGAGUUCUAUGGGCUGGCGUUGAACCAGUACGAGGAAAAUAUAAUGAAACUUAUUUAAAAAUCAUAAAAAGUAUUGUAGACAAGUGUAAUUUGUAUGGAAUUUACGUGCUAUUAGAUUCUCAUCAGGAUGUAAUGAGCGAUAAGUUUUGUGGAGAAGGUUUUCCAAGAUGGGCAGUUCGAACAGAAGGUACAUGGCCGUUUCCGAUACCUAUAGGACUAACAGCAGCAAUAUAUGAUCCUAUAACAGGACUUCCAGAUAAAGUAACUUGUGGAAGAGUGAAUUGGGCAUUAUUGUAUCUCUCACGUGCAGUAAAUGUGGCAUGGCAGAGAUUAUAUGAUAAUUAUGAUGGUUUAAGAGACGCAUUUGCAGCUCAAUGGGCAAAAAUUGCAUCAAUAUUUAAGAAUAGUAACAAUCUUCUUGGUUAUGAUUUACUUAAUGAGCCUUGGCCCGGAGAUACCUAUAGUAAUCUUGGUCUUUGGUUACCAAGUGUAAAUACACGUACAAAUUUAGGUCCAUUUUGGGAUGCAAUUAGUGCCGAAUUGCGCAAAGUUGAUAAUAAUGGAAUUGUAUUCUUUACAGGAGUAACGUGGGAUUUGUUCGGUAAUAACUUUGAUCAUGUACCAGGAGGUCCUAUUUAUCAAAAUAGAAGUUCAUUUGGUUAUCAUUAUUAUAAAGAAGUUAGAAUAAAGCCACCUAAUAUGGAUUUUCAAGUUCAUUUAGAAGAUAUUGGACGAACUGGUGGUGCAUCAAUGCUAACAGAAUUUGAAGCAGCUUAUGAUAGUGGGAAAAAUCUUCCAGGGUUGCUUACAAUUAUACAAGCAGCUGAUAAAUACUUACAAUCGUGGAUAGGAUGGCAAUACAAGGAUUUUUUUCCAUUAACAAGACAAUUACCUGGUGAUGGUUUAAUUGAUCCCAAUACUGGACAAGUAAGGCCAGAUGUUGCAAAAAUAUUUUCUAGAACUUAUGCCGAAGCAGUUUCAGGAAAUACUCUUAGUAUGGAAUUUGAUGAAGAAUUUAAAUUAGUUUAUGAAAUCAAUCCAUCUAUAAAAAAACCUACUGUUAUAAAAAUUCAAGAAAUAUAUCAUUACCCAAAUGGGUUUAUUAUAAAUAUUUCCCCGAAUGGUAAAGUUGAAUGGAAAAAAAAUGGAAAUUCUAUUUUAGUAAGUCCUAUUAAAGGUGCAAAUAUUCAGAAUGGCGAAGUUAUUACUAUUAGUAUUAGUGCAAAAUAACAUUUAUUUUAAAUAAUAAUAAUAAAUUAGACAUUCAUUUCUAAUGACUUUUUUUUUGCGCAAAAUACACU
Rhizophagus irregularis DAOM 181602=DAOM 197198 is the source of this 1645-nucleotide messenger RNA. RefSeq lists its product as uncharacterized. The record is from RefSeq and is a predicted model, not a curated record. NCBI's taxonomy places the organism in Eukaryota, Fungi, Glomeromycota, Glomeromycetes, Glomerales, Glomeraceae. Gene Ontology annotation, molecular function: hydrolase activity, hydrolyzing O-glycosyl compounds.